Molecule: messenger RNA, 2196 nt
Organism: Iphiclides podalirius (scarce swallowtail)
Lineage: Eukaryota; Metazoa; Arthropoda; Insecta; Lepidoptera; Papilionidae
Source: the annotation of a GenBank genome assembly
AUGGAAGCCCUGAUACCUGUUAUAAACAAAUUACAAGACGUGUUUAAUACUGUCGGGGCUGAUGCCAUUCAAUUACCUCAAAUAAUAGUUUUAGGAACACAGAGCUCUGGUAAAAGUUCCGUGAUAGAAAGUUUAGUAGGACGGUCAUUUUUACCCCGUGGACCAGGUAUUGUCACUAGACGCCCACUUAUCCUGCAAUUAGUGUACAGCCCAAAGGACAGUAAGGAACACCGUUCAGCUGAAGAAGGCACAGUGAAUCUAGAGGAAUGGGGCAAGUUUCUCCACACGAAGGACAGGAUAUACUCGGACUUCGAUCAGAUCCGUCAAGAGAUAGAACGGGAGACAGACCGCAUGGCGGGCAGCAACAAGGGCAUCUGUCCCGAAGCGAUCAAUCUAAAAAUAUACUCGACCAAAGUUGUCAAUCUCACACUAGUCGACCUCCCCGGAAUCACAAAGGUGCCCAUAGGCGAUCAGCCCGAGGACAUCGAGAACCAGAUUAGGAACCUGAUCAUAAAGUACAUAUCGAAUCCGAACUCGAUAAUACUGGCAGUCACCGCGGCCAAUACGGACAUGGCGACCAGCGAGGCCAUUAAGAUGGCGAAGGAAGUGGACCCCGACGGCAGACGGACCCUCGCCGUGGUGACCAAGCUGGAUCUAAUGGACGCUGGUACGGACGCGAUCGACAUACUGUGCGGUCGGGUGAUACCCGUGAAGCUGGGCAUCAUAGGGGUCGUCAACCGCUCGCAGCAGGACAUCAUCGAUAAGAAGACCAUCACGGACGCGCUAAAAGACGAGGCGACGUAUUUGCAGCGGAAGUACCCCACAAUAGCGACCAGAAACGGGACCCCCUAUUUGGCGAAGACCCUCAACAGGCUACUGAUGCACCAUAUAAGAGACUGCCUACCGGAGCUCAAGGUGCGCGUCAACGUGAUGAUAUCGCAGUUCCAAUCCCUGCUCAACUCUUACGGGGAGGACGUGUCCGACAAGUCGCAAACCCUCCUGCAAAUCAUCACGAAGUUCGCGAGCGCAUACUGCUCCACCAUCGAGGGCACAGCCAGGAACAUCGAGACCACGGAACUGUGCGGUGGCGCGAGGAUAUGCUACAUAUUCCACGAGACCUUCGGCAGGACAUUGGACUCCAUACAUCCUCUUGUUGGUCUCACCAGGAUGGACAUUCUGACCGCAAUCCGCAAUGCAACUGGCCCGAGGCCCGCUCUGUUUGUGCCCGAGGUUUCGUUCGAAUUGCUUGUCAAGAGACAAAUAAGGAGGCUCGAAGAUCCCUCGCUCCGUUGUGUCGAAUUGGUGCACGAGGAGAUGCAGCGCAUCGUGCAGCACUGCGGCACGGAGGUGCAGCAGGAGAUGCUGCGCUUCCCGCGCCUGCACCAGCGCAUCGUGGACGUGGUCACCCAGCUGCUGCGCACCCGUCUGCCGGCCACCAACUCCAUGGUGGAAAACCUGGUCGCCAUCGAGCUCGCCUACAUAAACACGAAGCACCCCGACUUUCAUCGGGAAGCCGCUUUGGUCUCUGGUCUUCUGAAGAGCACCGAUGGUCUCAUAGAAGACCACAGCCCGGUCUACCGACAGAAGACUCCUCGGCCGACAUCAACACCGGUAUCAUCAAUGUUCAAACAUGUGCCAGCUAUCACGGAUGGGCAAGAUAACAAGUCGCCACCACAAACAAAUAACAGUGAAUCACCCAUGGGCUUACAGUUCAAUGGAUCUCCAGAAAAUAAAGUACUCACACCACAAAAACCAGUCAAUUUGCUGCCUGAGGUGCCGAAUCAAACUUCUAGGAAGCUUUCUGACCGCGAACAACACGACUGUGAUGUUAUCGGUGGACGGAGCGACCACACGACAAAACAAAAUUCUAACGAAAAGAUAUUACAAGGCAUCAUCAUGAUGCAUUUGAACCAAAUGGGUGAUUUAGUUGAGCGAUUGAUCAAGUCUUACUUCUAUAUUGUUCGCAAGUCCAUACAAGAUUCAGUGCCGAAGGCUGUUAUGCACUUCCUUGUGAAUUAUGUGAAGGACAAUCUACAGUCCGAGCUGGUGACCCACUUAUAUAAGUCUGACCAAGCGGAGAGCCUCCUGAAUGAGUCCGAACAUAUUGCGCAGAGGAGAAAGGAGGCUGCCGAUAUGCUCAAGGCGCUCCAAAGGGCUGGUCAGAUCAUAAGCGAGAUACGGGAAACACACAUGUGG